AAGAAGGAGUAGAAAGAGCAGGGAAGAAGAAAGGAAAAAUGGCCUCAGAGGUCCACCCUGAUGUGAAACCCCCCCGUCCCGACCCAGCGUUCAACAGGAGAUGCAGUCUGAUGGCCAGUGAAGUGGAGUACAAGAAGGACUUUGAGAGGAUGAAAGGCCAGAGUCAGUUUGUUCCAGGAGCAGAGGUGGAACACUCCCGGUCCAUCAGUGCUGUUAUAUCAGAGUCUAAGUACAAGGAGGAGGGGAGGAAGGAGGCGUCCAUCUCGCUCUACUCCAUCCUGCCUGAAACCCUCGAGACCCAGAGAGCUCGGGAGGUCUCCCAGCUACAGAGCCAGAUCAAGUACAAAGGGAGCGUGAAGGCAGAGAUGUCGUCUUCUCUCUACUCCCUGCUGCCGGAGACCACAGAGACCCAGUUUGCCAAAGAACUGAACGAUAUUCUCAGUGAGAACAAGUACAAGGAGGAGGGGAGGAGGGAGAGCCGCUCCACGCUGUACUCCACCCUGGCGGAGACGGAGGAGACGCAGCGGGCGCGCACCGUCCAGGACUUCCAGAGCGAGGUCAAGUACAAGGAGGAGGGCAAGCGGAGGGCCUCUGUGUCUCUGUACUCCACGCUGGCCGAGACCCCAGAGACACAGCACGCCAAGGAGGUGUCCCAGCUCCAGAGUGAGGUGAAUUACCAUGCUAAGGUGAUGGUGAAGGGAGCUCCGUCCUCCCUCUACUCUACGCUCCCUGACACCGCAGAGACACAGUUUGCCAGGGAGAUGACUGAGAUGCUGAGUGAGAACAAGUACAAGGAGGACGGUAAGAAGAGUCUCUCUCAGAGCAUCUACUCUCAACUCCCAGAGACCUCAGACACCCAGUUCGCCAAGACCGUCUCUGAGCUACAGAGCGAGACCCGGUACAAGGAGCGUGGGAGGAAGGAGGGCUCCUCCUCACUGUACUCGCUGCUCCCUGAGACCCUGGACACGGCCCACGCCAAGGAGGUGACCCAGCUCCUCAGUGAGGUCAAGUACAAAGAGGAGGGCAAGAAGGAGAUGUGUGUGAACCUGUUCUCCCUGCUCCCGGAGACCAACGACACACUCCAUGCCAAGCAGGUGUCCCAACUUCAGAGUGAGGUGAAGUACAAGGAGGGGCUGAAGGAGAGGACUCAGACCAGCCUGUACCACCAGCUCCCUGAGACCACAGAGACCCAGCUGGCCAAGCAGCUCUCUGAGCUACAGAGCGAGGCCAAGUAUAAAGAGCUGAGCAGGAAGGAGGUGGGCAGCAAUCUGUACUCCCUGCUGCCCUCCACCAUGGAGACGCAGCACGCCAGAGAGAGCUCAGAGCUCCUCAGUGAGGGGAAGUACAAGGAGAGUGGUAAGAAGGAGAGGUCCUCCUCCCUCUACUCCACCAUGGCCGACACGCUGGAGACCAGCUUCGCCAGGGAGGUCACUGACAUGCAGAGUGAGAACAAGUACAAGGAAGACGGGAAGAAGAAUCUCUCUCAGAGUAUCUACUCUCAACUCCCAGAGACCUCAGACACCCAGUUCGCCAAGACCGUCUCUCAGACACAGAGCGAGAUGAAGUACAGGGAGUCCGGGAAGAGAGGAGACGGUAGCUCUCUGUACUCUACUCUACCUGAGACACUGGAGACCCAGCACGCUAGAGAGGCCUCUCAGCUACAGAGCCAGCUGCAGUACCGGGAUGCUAAGGGCGUCUCCUCCAGCCUGUACCACCUGCUGCCAGACACCUUAGAGACGGCCCACGCCCGGGAGGCCUCCCACAUGCUCAGCCAGAUCAGGUACGAGGAGGAGGGCCGGCAGGAGAUGAACCUCAGCCUGUUCUCGCUGCUCCCUGAGACCAUGGAGACGCAGCACGCCAGAGAGGCGUCCCACCUGCAGAGCGAGGUGAAGUACAAGGAGGGGCUGAAGGAGAGGAGUCAGACCAGCCUGUACCACCAGCUCCCUGAGACCACAGAGACCCAGCUGGCCAAGCAGCUCUCUGAGCUACAGAGCGAGAACAAGUAUAAGGAGGCGGGGAAAAGAGAGGCUAACAGCAGCCUCUACUCGCUCCUCCCGGGAACAAUGGAUACGGAGCACGCCAAAGAAGCCUCCGAUCUGCUCAGCGAGGUGAAGUACAAGGAGAGUGGUAAGAAGGAGAGGUCCUCCUCCCUCUACUCCACCAUGGCCGACACGCUGGAGACCAGCUUCGCCAGGGAGGUCACUGGCAUGCAGAGUGAGAACAAGUACAAGGAGGACGGUAAGAAGAGUCUCUCUCAGAGCAUCUACUCUCAACUCCCAGUGACCUCAGACACCCAGUUCGCCAAGACCGUCUCUCAGACACAGAGCGAGAUGAAGUACAGGGAGUCCGGGAAGAGAGGAGACGGUAGCUCUCUGUACUCUACUCUACCUGAGACACUGGAGACCCAGCACGCUAGAGAGGCCUCUCAGCUGCAGAGCCAGCUCCAGUACAAGCAGGCCUCCCGGACGGACGGCUCCUCCAGCCUGUACCACCUGAUGCCCGAGACCAACGAGAUGCACUUUGCCAAGGAGCAGUCAGAGCAGCAGAGUGAGGUGAAGUACAAGGAGGAAGGCAAGAGGGAGGCCAGCAUCAGCCUGUACUCCCUGAUGCCCCAGACCCUGGAGACGCAGCGGGCCCGGGACCUGACGGACAUGCUGAGUGAGGCCAAGUACAAGGAGGCUGGGAGGAGGCAGACUGCCAGCUCUCUGUAUAAGCAUCUCCCAGAAACCCUGGAGACCCAGCACGCUAGAGAGGCCUCCCAGCUACAGAGUCAGAUCCUGUACAAAGAGCAGGUGAAGAAGGAGAUGUCAGGAGCCGAGUUCCACCACAUGCCCCAAACUCUGGACACUCAGUUUGCUAAAGACAUCACCCAAAUGCAGAGCCAGAGCAAGUACAAGGAGGACGGGAAGAAGAGUCUCUCUCAGAGCUUCUACUCUCAACUCCCAGAGACCCCAAACACCCAGUUCGCCAAGACUGCCUCUCACUUACAGAGCGAGGUACAAUACAAGAAGGAAGGGAGACAGAUGGCUGGCAGCAGCCUCUACUCUGUGCUGCCAGAGACUUUAGAGACCCUACACGCUAAAGAAGCCUCGCACAUGCAGAGCCAGAUUAAAUACAAGCAGGGUUUGCAGACGGGCCUUUCUUCCACUCUGUACUCCGGCCUUCCAGAGACCAUCCAGACCCAGCUGGCCAAGGAGAUCACUGACCUUCAGAGCCAGGUGAGGUAUAAGGAGGGAGGUAAGGCCGAGAGCUCCACGCCUCUCUACCACCACCUCCCAGAGACCAUAGAUACACAGUUCGCCAAGCAGAUGUCAGAGAUCCAGAGCCAGCUGCAGUACAAGAAGGACAAUGAGGAUCUGUCCUGCACCCUCUACUCUCUGCUCCCAGAGACCCUGGAGACCCAGUUUGUUAAGGAGAUGGCUCUCACACACAGUGAGGCUAAUUAUAAAGCAGGAGUGAAGGAACAGAGUGGCUCGUCUCUUUACUCCAAACUGCCGGAGACUUUAGAGACGCAACGCGUGAAGGAGGUCACACAACUCCAGAGUGAGAACCGCUACAAGGAGGAGGGGAGAAAAGAGAUGAAUUCCUGUCUGUACGCCUCACUUCCUGACACCGCAGAGACCCAGUUUGCCAGGGAGAUGACUGAGAUACAGAGUGGGAGUAAGUACAAGGAGGAAGGCAAGAAGGCCCACGGCAGCAGUGUGUACUCCCAGCUGCCCGCGACCAUGGAGACGCAGUUCGCCAGGACGGUGUCAGACCUCCAGAGCCAGAUGAAGUACAGGGAGUCCGGGAAGAGAGGAGACGGUAUCUCUCUGUACUCUACUCUACCUGAGACACUGGAGACCCAGCACGCUAGAGAGGCCUCCCAGCUACAGAGCCAGGUGAGGUAUAAGGAGGAGGGGAGUAAGGCAGCAGCCAGCUCUCUCUACCACCAUCUACCUGACACAACAGAGACACUGCUGGCCAAACAACUCACUGGUGUCUACAGUCAGGUGAAGUACAAGGAGGACAGCAGGAGGGAGCAGGGCCAGAACCUCUACUCCCACCUCCCCGAGACCACCGACACGCUGUUCGCCAAGCACAUGUCCGACAUCCAGAGUGAGUGCAAGUACAAGAAGGACAAGGAGGAUCUGUCCUGCACCCUCUACUCUCUGCUCCCAGAGACCCUGGAGACCCAGUUUGUUAAGGAGAUGGCUCUCACACACAGUGAGGGGAAGUACAAGGAGUCGGGGAGGAAGGAGGCGUCUGCUCCUCUCUACCACCUCCUCCCGGAGACGCUGGACACCCAGCACGCUAAGGAGGCCUCGGAGCUGCAGAGCCAGAAUAAGUACAGGGAGACGGGGAGGAAGGGUCUGUCCUCCAGCCUGUACGCCCAGCUGCCCCAGACCAACGAGACCCAGCAGGCCGCCCAGCUCUCAGACCUGCAGAGCCAGAACAAGUACAAGGAGGACGGUAAGAAGAGUCUCUCUCAGAGCAUCUACUCCCAACUCCCAGAGACCUCAGACACCCAGUUCGCCAAGACCGUCUCUGAGCUACAGAGCGAGGCCAAGUACAAGGAGGCUGGGAGGAGGGAGGCCAGCCGGUCCCUGUACCGUCUGCUACCGCAAACACUGGACACCCAGCACGCCAAGGAGGCUACCGACCUGCUGAGUCAGGUGAAGUAUAAGGAGGAAGGGAGGAAGGAGACGAGCUCCAGCCUGUAUUCCCUGCUGGCGGACACGGUGGACCUCCAGCUUGCUAAAGCUGCCUCUGAGCGUCAGAGUGAGAUUAAGUACAAGCAGAAAGGCAAGCAGGAUGCCAGCAGCAGUGCCUUCCACAAGAUGGCUGACACCAGGGAGAAUGAAUUUGCGAAGCAGAUCUCUGAGAUGCAGAGUGAGUCCAAGUACAAGAAGGACAAGGAGGAUCUGUCCUGCACCCUGCACUCUCUGCUCCCAGAGACACUGGAGACCCAGUUUGUUAAGGAGAUGGCUCUCACACACAGUGAGAAUAAGUACAAGGAGGCGGGUAAGAAGGAGCUGUCCUCCCCUCUCUACUCCGUCCUCCCUGAGACCAGAGACAUGCAACACGCAAAGGAGCAGUCCCAGCUCUGCAGUGAGAAGGUGUACAGGGACGAGGGGAGGAAGGACGCUGGGACCAGUCUGUACUCCCAGAUGCCCCAGACCAUCGAGACCGUGUUCGCCAAGGAGCAGGGCCGCACCCAGAGCAACAAGCUCUAUAAGGAGCAGUAUAACAAGGAUAGAGGCAAGGCCAACUACAACACCAUGGAGACCAUCCCAGAGAUCCAACAUGCUAUGGAGGUCCACAAGCACCAGAGCGAGGUGGGCUACAGGAAAGGUAAACAGGAGCUCCACAGCUUCGCUAACAUACUUGCGGACCGUCCAGACAUCGUCAACGCCACCAAGGCUGCUAAGCUGGCCAGCGAUGUACUCUACAAGAGUCAGAAUAAACAGGCAGUCUACAACGCCGCCUCUGUCUUGGAAAGAUCUGACAUCCAACACGCCAAAGAGGCUUCUAAACUAGCCAGCCAGGUGAAGUACAAGGAGUGGUUUGACAGGGAUUUAAAGGGCCAGAAGCCCCAUUACAAUCCAGCAGACUGUCUGUCCUUCAAACACACACAGGCGGCCUCAACUCUUGCCAGCCAGGUGAAAUAUAAGACCAGCCAGAACCAGAGGGCCAGCGGUUCUGUGGACCUGCCCAACCUCCUCCACCUGGAACACACUCUGCAUGCCAGCAAGCUGCAGAGCAACGUGGAAUAUAAGAGGAAGUAUGAGGAGUCUAAAGGACACUACAACACCGUUCUAGACACGGCUGAACAGCUCCACCACAGGGAGAAUGCGGUACUGCACAGUCAGGUGAAGUACCGGGAGGACUAUGAGAAAAACAAGGGUCACUUUCAGAUGGAGUUUGGGGACACUGAGACAUACAGGGUGUCCAAAGAGGCACAGAAGCUACAGAGCAAGAGGGAGUAUCGGAGGGACUAUGAGGAGCAGAUGAAGGGCAGAGCUCUGAUGGAAGUGGACCAGACCCCCGCCUACCAGACCGCCAUCCAUGCUAGCAGCCUGCUCAGCGAGAAAGAAUACAGGAAAGACCUGCAACAGGAAGUGAAGGGGCGGGGCUUGUGGGGCCUGGGACUAGAGGAGACUCCAGAGCUUUUGAGAAUAAAAAAUGCCACUCAAAUCCUAAACGAGAAAGAAUACAGGAAGGACCUUGAACAGGAAGUGAAGGGGCGGGGCUUGUCUGGCCUGGGACUAGAGGAGACACCAGAGCUUCUGAGAAUUAAAAACGCCACUCAAAUCCUAAACGAGAAGGACUAUCGCAAGGACCUGGAGAAUGAGAUCGUGGGCAAAGGCAUGGAUGUGACCAGCGACGUGAUGGAAAUGCAGAGGGCAAAGAGGGCCUCUGAAAUACAGAGCCAGAAGUCCUACAAGCAGACAGACCAGCUGAGGGAGAGCUCAUUCGGAACGGUCACAGACACCCCAGAGCUGCUCCACGCCGCCUACCUCAAAGAUGUUUACAGCCAGAAGAGGUAUAAGGACGAGGCAGAGAGGAUGAAGGGAAGCUACGCCACGUUCUCAGACGCUCCAGAGAGGGAGAGAGUGAAGACCAACCAGAGGAACAUCAGCUCUCUCCACUACUCCUGGGACUCCAAGGUCAUGAGAAGUCUGAAGUCCUCAGUCAGCGAGACCCCGGAGAUAAUCCUGGCCCGAGAGAACACCAAGAGGAUAAGUGAUGUCCAGUACAGGGAGGGGGUGGGCUGCGGGACCGCCGUGACCGACACGCUAGAGAUUGAGCGGGUCCGAAGGAACCAGGAGAACAUCAGCUCUGUGAAGUAUAAACAGCAUGGAGGGGGUGUCAGUAACCUGGGGGUGACCCCGGAACUGGAGCGAAUCAAGCAGAACCAGGACAACAUCAGCUCGGUGAAGUACCAGCGGGGGCUUCAGGAGCAGAGGGGGCGGAGUUGCAAUGAGCUGGACACGCCCGAAUAUAGACGUGUCAGGAAGUCUCAGGACUUCAUCUCUAUGGCCAAGUACCAUGAGGACUUUGAGCGUGCACGUGGCCGCGGAUCUACACCAGGAUUGGAUGAUCCCAGCACGGACAACUACAAACGGGCCAAUCAGAUGGUUGGAGAAGCGGCCUACAGCAAAGGGACACACCCACUGGGGGCGGAGACGGACAGGAGGCCUGGCGGCAUCAUCGUGGACCUAGCCGUGUGGAGGACAGAUCCAGGCUCCAUCUUUGACUUUGACCCUGUGGAAGACAACGUUCAAUCCAUGAGCCUCCGCAGAAUGUCUGAGCGGGCCAGCCAGAAACUGAGCAGACAGCCCUCUCAGCAGUCUUUGCAAAGUCAAACUCAGUCAUUCAGCUCUCUGACCUCUGACCUUUGGGAGCACAGCAGCAACUCCACACCUGCUCCUGUCCUCCCCGGAGCCUACAACCAGGGUGUUCCGCAGCAGGGUUACCAUGGCUACAUGCAUCAGACCAGCAUGUCCUCCGUCAGAUCCGUCACAUCUCCCCCGCACUCAGCUCCAAUGCGCGUGUACCGUGCGCUGUACGACUACGCUGCUCAGGACCACGACGAGGUGUCGUUCCGUGACGGCGACGUCAUCGUCAACGCCCAGCACAUCGACGAGGGCUGGAUGUACGGCACCGUGCAGCGCACCGGGAAGACCGGCAUGCUGCCCGCAAACUACGUGGAGUUUUACAACUAGUUACCACUAGGGGAGGGGUGGGGGCUACCAAUAGAGGGAGGGGGGGGGGGGGUAAAACUACAUUAGGGAGGGGGUGUUGCAACCAGAGUAGGGGGGAUGUUACAACUAAGGGAGGGGGGGGGGGGAGGGGUAGCACGAUUGGAGGAGGGGUAACAUCUAGAGGAUGGAGGGUUACUACUCGAGGAGGGGGGUACAAUAAGGGGAGGGGGGGACAGUUACAAGUAGAGGAGGGGGGGUUACAAGUAGAGGAGGGGGGAGGGGGUGUUACAACUAGAGGAGGAGGGUGGUGUAACCAAUAGAGGUGGAGGGUGGUGUAACAACUAGAGGAGGAGGGUGGUGUAACAACUAGAGGGGGAGGGUGGUGUAACAACUAGAGGAGGAGGGUGGUGUAACAACUAGAGGGGGAGGGUGGUGUAACAACUAGAGAGGGAAGGUGGUGUAACAACUAGAGGAGGAAGGUGGUGUAACAACUAGAGGAGGAGGGUGGUGUAACAACUAGAGGAGGAGGGUGGUGUUACAACUAGAGGAGGAGGGUGGUGUAACAACUA
Messenger RNA from Gadus morhua (Atlantic cod), 8257 nucleotides. RefSeq names its product LIM zinc-binding domain-containing Nebulette. The record is from RefSeq and is a predicted model, not a curated record. The coding region runs from base 39 to 7709 and encodes 2556 amino acids. The transcript has 70 exons. Gene Ontology annotation, molecular function: actin filament binding. Lineage: Eukaryota; Metazoa; Chordata; Actinopteri; Gadiformes; Gadidae. Gene Ontology annotation, biological process: cardiac muscle thin filament assembly. Gene Ontology annotation, cellular component: Z disc; focal adhesion.